AUGGAGCUGGAGCACUUUGACGAGCGGGAGAAAGCCCAGAGAAAUACCCGAAGAGGCUCCAGGAACAACGGGCUGCCGAGCCCCACUCACAGCGCCCACUGUAGUCUGUACAGGACCCGGACCCUGCAGUCUCUAGCCUCGGAGAAGAAGGCCAAGAAGGUCCGCUUUUAUCGCAAUGGAGACCGCUACUUCAAAGGGAUUGUCUACGCUAUUUCCCAGGACAGGUUCCGGUCUAUAGAUGCCCUUUUGGCUGAUCUGACCCGCUCCCUGUCAGAUAAUGUGAACCUGCCCCAGGGGGUCCGGACCAUCUACUCUAUUGACGGGACCAAGAGAAUAUCCGGCAUGGAGCAGCUGGAGGAAGGAGAGAGCUAUGUGUGUGGCUCCAUAGAGUCAUACAAGAAGCUGGACUACACUAAGAAUGUCAACCCCAACUGGUCAGUUGGGGUGAAGACAGCUGCGGCUGCCUCUGCACGUGGCCCCCCAUCCCUGGGCAGUGCCAAGGCUGGGGCCCCGGAGACCAGGGAGAGUAAGGACUUCAUUCGGCCCAAACUGGUCACCAUCAUCCGCAGCGGGGUGAAGCCUCGUAAGGCCAUCCGCAUCCUCCUCAACAAGAAGACUGCCCACUCCUUUGAACAGGUUCUCUCUGACAUCACAGACGCCAUCAAGCUGGACUCUGGGGUUGUCAAGAGUCUGUACACCGUGGACGGGAAGCUGGUGACAUGCCUUCAGGACUUCUUUGGUGAUGACGACAUCUUUAUGGCCUGUGGUCCAGAGAAGUUUCGCUACCAAGAUGACUUCCUCUUAGAUGAGAGUGAGUGUAGGGUGGUGAAGUCGACGUCAUACGGUCGGAUCUCCUCUCUGCUGGGACGCUACUCACCCAGAGGAGGAGGCUCACCCAGAGGAGGAGGCUCACGCCGAAGCUCAGGCUCAGCCAAUGGGACAGUAGGCAGUCAGCUGUCGACUCCUCGAUCUGGGAAGUCCUCCAGCCCCUCUCCUACCAGUCCUGCCAGCCUCCGACGACACAGGGGGUCCCAACACAGUGGCUCAUCCCUGUCUCUAGCCUCCACCAAGGUGUGUAGCUCCAUGGAUGAGGGAGACGGAGCAGGAAGUGAAGCGGAGCUGAACCUGCUGAGUGAUGAAUGUCCCUCCGUCCCUCCGUCCAUCGCUGAGAGGUACAAGGUGGGGAGGACUUUAGGUGACGGCACCUUUGCUGUUGUCAGAGAGUGUGUGGAGAGAUGUACGGGCAGAGAAUACGCCCUGAAGAUCAUCAACAAAGUCAAAUGUAGGGGAAAGGAACACAUGAUCCAGAACGAGGUCUCCAUCCUCCGUCGUGUCAAACAUCCCAACAUUGUCCUGCUGAUCGAGGAAAUGGACACCUACAGCGAGCUUUACCUGGUCAUGGAGCUGGUCAAGGGGGGUGACCUAUUUGAUUCCAUCACCUCCUCUAAUAAAUACACAGAGAGAGAUGCAAGUGGAAUGAUAUAUAACCUGGCCAGUGCCAUCAAGUACCUGCACAGCCUCAACAUCGUACACAGAGACAUCAAACCUGAGAACCUGCUGGUGUAUGAGCACCAGGAUGGUAGUAAGUCUCUGAAGUUGGGAGACUUUGGCUUGGCUAGCCUGGUGGAUGGACUCCUCUACCUGGUCUGUGGCACCCCCACCUAUGUAGCACCUGAGAUCAUCGCUGAGACAGGGUACGGGCUGAAGGUUGAUAUCUGGGCAGCUGGAGUGAUCACAUACAUCCUGCUGUGUGGCUUCCCUCCCUUCAGUGGGAGCAGUGAGGACCAGGAGAUUCUGUUGGACCAGAUUCUAACGGGACAACUAGACUUCCCUUCACCGUCCUGGGACAACGUGUCUGUCACUGCUAAGGAGCUGAUCACAGGGAUGCUGCAGAUGAAAGUGGAACAGAGAUACACAGCUCUGCAGGUUCUGGAUCACCCCUGGGUCAAUGAUGAUGGGCGAUUAGUGAACGACCAGCAGCUGUCUGUGGCUGGGAAGAUUAAGAAACACUUCAACACUGGUCCUAAAGCCUGCAGCACCACUGCUGGAGUGUCUGUUAUCAGAACCACCCCUCUUGAUAAGGAGCGGCAGGUUUUCAGACUAAGACACCAGCAGGGUGUGAGGUUGAAGUCCCUCCCCCGCCUCCAGCCCCAUCCCCAACCAACUGGCUUCCCCACUAGCGCCAGCCAAAGCUCCAACAACCCUGCCCUUUCUCCCGCUGAUUUCACUUCAGAGUCAGAAGAUUAUUCCCCCAGCCCCUCCCCCACCUCCCCUAGCUCCGCUGACACCGUCCGCUCCCCCACCUCCCCCUUCUAG
Molecule: messenger RNA, 2316 nt
Organism: Salvelinus namaycush (lake trout)
Lineage: Eukaryota; Metazoa; Chordata; Actinopteri; Salmoniformes; Salmonidae
Product: serine/threonine-protein kinase DCLK1-like
Exons: 15
Coding region: 1-2316 (771 amino acids)
Biological process (GO): intracellular signal transduction; protein phosphorylation
Molecular function (GO): protein kinase activity; ATP binding
Source: RefSeq, a predicted model, not a curated record